AUGCGCUCCCAAUCGCUUGUCGUCGCCGCUCUGGCCGCCUCCGUCUCGGCCCACGGCCUUGUUGUGUCCAUGGAUGGCGCCAACGGUGUCACCAUGCCCGGUCUGACCGUCGCUGACGGCACUCCCCGUGACUGCUCUUCCAACGGCUGCGGCUCCCAGGCCGAUACCGCCAUCAUCCGUGACCGCGAGAUCGCUUCCGGCGAGGUCGGCCCUCUCGGCCGCACUCAGGGCAACGGCCCCGUCACCGCCGAUGUCAUGAUCAACAACUUCAUGGGCGGUGCCUCCGCACCCAAGAACAACGGCGCCGCUUCCGGUGUCGGCCAGGAGGAUAACAUCCCCAACACCGCCAAGCGCGCCGAGCUUCACGUCCGCCAGGGUCUCGCCGGCCUCUUCGGUGGUGGUGGCAAGAACAAGGGCAACAAGCAGAACGGUCCCCCCGAGGCCCGCGUCGCCGCUACCGCCGGUAUGGGUGCUGCUCAGGGCAUGCCCACUUGCGCCGACGACGGCACCAUCAACUUGACCUUCCGCCAGAUCAACCAGGAUGGUGCCGGUCCCUUGACCGCCGAUGUUGACGGUACCUCCGGAGGUACCAAGGAGGAGGCUUUCCAGAGCGCCCAGGUCACCCAGGAUGUUCCGGGACUCGGUAUCCAGGGUCUGUCUCUGGCCACCAACACCGACUUCCCCGUCAAGAUCCAGAUGCCCGCCGGCAUGACCUGCGACGGCAAGGUCGGCAUGGCCUCCAACGUCUGCGUUGCCCGCGUCCGCAACGGCGCCGCCGCCGGCCCCUUCGGUGGCUCCGUCGCCUUCACCCAGACCGCCGCCGGUCGCAAGCGCGCCGUCGCCUACCGCCUCAAGAAGCGCAUGGAGAUCAACAACCGCGUAUAA
Colletotrichum karsti is the source of this 885-nucleotide messenger RNA. RefSeq names its product cell surface protein. The transcript is spliced from 2 exons. The record is from RefSeq and is a predicted model, not a curated record. Bases 1 to 885 code for a protein of 294 amino acids. NCBI's taxonomy places the organism in Eukaryota, Fungi, Ascomycota, Sordariomycetes, Glomerellales, Glomerellaceae.